ACAAUUCCUUUUUGGCCGUAAUUUCAGCUGAAAUUUUCCAAUGAAAAUUGAAAAUGUUCAAACUUAGUUCAACACAAAAACAUAUUCUUCACUGCUUAUUACUGUUUUCCAUCAUUAUUUAUUUUGAAAUACAAAGUGGUGCAUUAAAAUUAUGGUACAACGAUGAUGAUAUUGGUGGUGAAUUUGAUCCAUUCAUUCGAUAUGGACGAUAUUUAGCAUGGUUUCUUUAUAUAUUUCGCCUGUUAACAUUACUGCCAUUACCGCAAGUAUUAUUUAAUUUUUUCGGUCUAAUUUGUUUCAAUGCUUUUCCGGAUGAACCACGUUUGGAAAAAAUUCCAUUAAUAAUGCCAUUUAUUUGUAUACGAACUGUAACACGUGGUGAUUAUCCAGAAUUGGUUAAUAAAAAUGUUGAACGAAAUCUUAAUCUUUGUUUGGAUAAAGGUUUGGAAAAUUUUAUUAUUGAAAUUGUUUCGGAUAAAUUGUUUGAUGUGCCUAAAAAUCCCCGAAUACGUUUGACUGUUGUUCCAUCCGACUAUCAAACGAAAUCUGGUGCUUUAUUCAAAGCACGUGCCUUACAAUAUUGUCUUGAAGAUAAUGUCAAUCGUUUGAAUGAUAAUGAUUGGAUUGUACAUUUAGAUGAAGAAACAUUAUUAACAUCAGGUUCAAUAGCCGGUAUUGUUCAAUUUGUUUGUGAUGGUAAAUAUCAAUUCGGACAAGGUUUAAUAACAUAUGCAAAUGAAGAGGUGGUAAAUUGGCUGACCACACUGUCGGAUGCAUUUCGUGUUGCUGAAGAUAUGGGAAAAUUACGGUUUCAAUUUUAUAUAUUUCAUAAACCAAUUUUCAGUUGGAAAGGUUCCUAUGUUGUAACAUUAUGUCGUGCUGAACGUGAUGUUAGCUUUGAUAAUGGACCUGAUGGUUCAAUAGCUGAAGAUUGUUAUUUUUCAAUGAUUGCCUUUAAAAAAGGUUAUACAUUUAAUUUUAUUGAAGGUGAAAUGUGGGAAAAAUCACCAUUUACAUUAAUGGAUUGUUUACAACAACGUAAACGUUGGCUGCAAGGAAUAUUUUUAGUUGUUCAUUCACCAAAUAUACCAUUGAAGAUAAAAUUCUUCCUAACAAUGUCAUUAUAUGCAUGGGCAACAUUACCAUUAUCGUUGGCUAAUCUAGUAUUUGCCUUAGUUUAUCCAUUACCAGCAAGUGAUUGGUGUAAUUUUAUAUCAACAUUUGUUGGUGCAUUAACAUUUUAUCUGUAUAUUUUUGGUGUAUUUAAAUCAUUUAAAAUUGAAAAAAUUGGUUAUUGUAAAUAUUCGGUAAUAAUGGCUGCUGCAUUUUUAACAAUACCAUUGAAAGCAUUAAUUGAAAUUAUAGCCGUUAUAUGGGGAUUAUUAACAAAUAAACAUCGAUUUUUUGUUGUACAAAAACAAAUCCAAUCACCACUGAAAGAUUCAUCAUCAUCAACAAAAGAAUUUAUCAAUGGAAAACUUGUUGAACAAGUUUAAAAUGUCAGAAUUUAGUCAAUUUGAAAUUUCGAAAAU
Messenger RNA from Dermatophagoides pteronyssinus (European house dust mite), 1532 nucleotides. RefSeq names its product beta-1,4-mannosyltransferase egh (gene egh). Gene Ontology annotation, cellular component: cytoplasm. The record is from RefSeq and is a predicted model, not a curated record. Lineage: Eukaryota; Metazoa; Arthropoda; Arachnida; Sarcoptiformes; Pyroglyphidae. Gene Ontology annotation, molecular function: beta-1,4-mannosyltransferase activity.